ACCCGUCACGAUCGCCAACCAUAACUAGCCUUUGAUGUGGAGCAGUCUUCAUUAAGAAUAUUAAUUUUAUCUAUCUUAAUAUUAAUAUAAUUAUAGAUUUCUUUUCGCAAUUCUAAAAAGUUUUCCAAAGAUAAUUCCACUAGUCACCUCUCACUAACAUUUAAGACAGGUUAUGUUGUUUAUCUUUUCAACUUCAUAACCUAACAACUUUCAUUUCUCGCAUAGACGAUGAAGUAGCCGAACAUGAUUGUAGGUUAGGAAAGUGUCGUUUAAAGGAAUGGCAUCAACACGAAUAAUCAAUUAUGUUUCAUACAAAAGACUUGUAGCAAUCUCUAAUUUAAAAAAUGUAUGCAUUCUCUCUGCUUUUAAUAUUAAUUCUAAUUUUCGACAAAAUGCGUAUUAUUGCACAAAAAAAUCAAUUGUUAAAACAGAUCCUGUGGAACGUGAGAAUAAAAUACAAGUUGGAUUUGCGGAUGUAGUCAAAGAAAAUACAAAAUCUAUUGGAUACUUAGGCGUGAUAAUUGGUGGUAUAGGAAUUACAGCUUUCAUGUUUUAUAUCAUUUUUGAUGAAUUAUUUUCCAAUAAAAGUCCAAAUAGUGUGUAUAGUAAAGCGUUAGAUCGCUGUAUUAAACAUCCUAAAAUAAUAGAUGCUCUUGGAGAACCGAUAAAAGCGUACGGGGAAAUGGGUAGACGUAGAAGUCACAUAAGUCGUAUUAUCUUUGAAAAAAAUGGAAUACGUCACAUGAGAAUGAAAUUUUAUAUACAAGGUAUAAGAAGACGUGGAACUGUACACUUGGAAGUGCAAGAAGAUACAUCUGGUAAUUACAUAUACAGAUAUUUAUACGUAGUUGUGGAUGAUAUUCAAACUGUUAUUAAAAUAGAAGAUAAUAGAGAGGUGAACAAAAACUUCAGUACCGAGACAGAAGAUCAAUGGAGCUAAUAUAUUAGGUCUUUCUAAUUAAUAUUUGAUAUAUCGUGUAUAGAAAUGCUUAUAAUCGAUUAUUUGCAAUAUACGAUUAUUUUAAAUAUACUUUUAUAAAAUUUGUGUCAAAUAAAAAUGCUAGAACUUA
Messenger RNA from Apis florea (little honeybee), 1070 nucleotides. RefSeq names its product mitochondrial import inner membrane translocase subunit Tim21. The record is from RefSeq and is a predicted model, not a curated record. Gene Ontology annotation, cellular component: TIM23 mitochondrial import inner membrane translocase complex. Gene Ontology annotation, biological process: protein import into mitochondrial matrix. Lineage: Eukaryota; Metazoa; Arthropoda; Insecta; Hymenoptera; Apidae.